Messenger RNA from Mauremys reevesii (Reeves's turtle), 1745 nucleotides. It is a transcript of the gene C7H10orf143, whose product is annotated as chromosome 7 C10orf143 homolog. The transcript is spliced from 4 exons. NCBI's taxonomy places the organism in Eukaryota, Metazoa, Chordata, Testudines, Geoemydidae. The coding region runs from base 62 to 400 and encodes 112 amino acids. The record is from RefSeq and is a predicted model, not a curated record.
GUGCGCUCUGGCUGCGGACCGAGCGCCGGGCUAGGGAGACCAGCGGCUGGCGCUGGGCCGCAUGGAGCUGCUGGCGCUGCACACGCGGCGGCGGCGGCGGGGGGCGCUGCUCUCGCAGGAGCCGGGAGACCCGGAGCGCAAACGAGUAUGCAAGAGUUUAGAGACCGUUCCAAAUGAGAGUGAUUUUUGCCACCAAUUAAAUGAAUGUGCUAUGGAUUACUGGAGUAUGGAGCUGGAUUCAAAACAGAAAGAUACCACAGAACAAUUUAUUCCUCGGACUCCUAAGGAAAAGCCAAAUUCAGUGAUUUUUCAAAAUCAUGGAAGCAAAGGUACUGCCCAGCCUUGCCCAAGAUGUAUUGCAGGAGAAUCUGGACACUUCAACCAUAUUAUGGGCUUCUAGAAGAAGAGAGCCUGCAAACCAGCAAUGUUCAGUUUCUGUUUUUAAAACAUAAGAACAUGCAUGUGUAAAUGCCGUACAGCUGGAUUUCUGUACACACCCAUUCAAUUAAUGUGGAUCUAGAUUUAUUAUACAUUAUGUAAAAUUUUGUGCGUUAUGUUGUAUUUUGAAUACAAAAAUCCAUAUUCCUUUGUUUUUAUAGUUUAAGAAAUUAUUAGUUCAAAUAACUUCCAUCUUGAUCCUUCCUUCCUACUUCCUCCCCAAGGCCCGUCACGCAGGCUAGUGUUUCAUUCAGACAUAGGUGUUUUUAGUAGUGGGUAAAGAAAGUCACGAAAGUAGGUGUGAUUUUGCUUUGUUAUAAGAGUUUAGUUAGCCCAGUGUUGGUCCAAUCCUGCAAACCCGUAGUCCUCUUGCUCCACUUUCUGUUCCUUUUGGGCACCUAUUGGGACACUAGUACUGGCAUCCUUGUGCUCAGAUGAGAACAGGGACUGCAUUUGUGGCCCAGCUUUUUCUAGAAGCCCGUACAGAGUGACAAAGCAGAGGUUCUCUUUACACACACACACAGAGCCCUUGUACGCCUGCACAGAGGCCAAUAACAAUCUGGUCUUAAGCUUGCACUUCUUUGUUACUCACCAAAAACAUAUCCCCCAUCCAUUUUGAAGAACUUUCCACUUGUUUAUAAAUGAACACAGUUUUACACACACACCUAUCUCUGAAAGAGAAAUACUAUUUUUGCAACAUUCCAGCAUGUGAAAUUGAAUGGUAGCACCUGUGCUAUGCAGUUCCCUGUUCAAAGCUGCCAAGGACACAACCAGUUUGCCACUGUUUGCCUCUAGUAGGGAAGACUCACAUGUUUUCCAGUUGUUGGUUUGGUUUUUGGAUCUUGGCUACUGCUGAAAUUGUUUGAACAUUAUUUUAAAUCUCUAUUUCUUGGCAGUAUUAAUUAUUUAUAUUUCAUUUUUAUCAUUUAUAUUAAAAAGUUUUCAGGAAAUCUAAGAUAGGGCUCAAUAAUGCCAGCAGAGUGAGGAUGAGGGGUAGGUAUACUGGCCCAGGGGUUGCUCUGGGAGGAAUUCACUAGUAGAAGGUUCUGGAGCAGAGGAGGUAUACCCAGCAUAUUGGGCUCCUGCCUGGGAGGCUGAUAAGCAUAUGGCCCAAACUCUUUCAACUCUCUUUUGCUGUUUCAUACCCCAGAAGGUGCACACAGAUAAAUCUCUGAGCUACAGUUGUGCCUCGCUGCUGCUCAAGGGAGGGCUUUCUUUAAGCAGCCCAAAACAAAGAUUAUGGGCCAGAUCUUUCACUCUAGUUAACCUAUGAUCAACACAGGACCCAAAGGCCUGGUCUACACUAC